AUGGACUUCAUCAUCUUCGUCCUGACCCUGCUCGUCCUGUACAAUUGGGAGCGCCUACAGGCAUGCUUCGCCAGAGUCUACCUGGCCUGGCAAUUCCUCUUCCGUGCGCUGAGCAUCCUGAUCGCUUGGUCAAUGCCGAUGCUGCAAUUGCUCGGCACGGCCAUGGAAGACGACGGCGAUGAAGGCGACGACAGCGCCCGCACACAUGUCUUCGAGACCGAAGCAAACACCUUCACCAGCAAGCCUACCCAUGCAACCGACCGUAGCAACGCACCGAUUCGUAGCGCACUCCCGCCGCUCACCAAGGCGGAGAUGGAAGCUCUCGAUCGUGUCUAUGGAGUGCGGGCACUACGAAGAGCAAAACAGCACGCCGCGAGGUGCAAGAGGCUUGCCGCUGAGCAAGAAGCCAUGCGCCGCGCAGCCACCUUCGAGAGCCUCUGUUGGUCGGCUCACGAGUGGGAGGUCUUCGACACCAGGAUGGCGUUGCUCUCCCAGCUGCAAGAGACGGCUUCACGUCGCGAAGAAGAAGCGCGCCAAGAGGCUGACGAUGAGAAGAAAGCCACGGCAGCUAUCGUGACUGUGCUCCACCAGGCAUGCGAAGACGAUACUGCCGCCGCUACUCCUAAAGCUUCUCCCUCAACCACACCGAUCACGCCGCCCGAAUCGCCAACAGCAGUGCCAACGGCAGCGAUCUCCUCGAGCCUCAUCACCCAAUCUCCGCCCGUUGCUGCCGCGCUGAUCACACUCCCACCAUCCCCGCCUACCACGCCAGUCUCGAGCCCACCAGCCACGCCUCUAAGCAAACGCAAGCGUUCCUCGCUGGGCGAGUACGAUUUCGAAGCCUCUCGUAUGCCCGGCAAGUGGGUCAAGACAGACUUGGGUCACGUGAAGCAGAAGGUGCUCAAUCUGUCCUUGGAGUGUAACGAUGGCGAACGGCUGUGGGUCGGUGGCGAGCUGAUGGAAUGGUCGUUCAGUCCACGAAUGAGCAGCACGUCGGGGCCUCCGUACCACCCUGCAUUGCAAGUGGACGACAGCUGCAUGGAUGUCUCGUGGGUCUGA
Messenger RNA from Zymoseptoria tritici IPO323, 1059 nucleotides. RefSeq lists its product as uncharacterized. The record is from RefSeq and is a predicted model, not a curated record. Lineage: Eukaryota; Fungi; Ascomycota; Dothideomycetes; Mycosphaerellales; Mycosphaerellaceae. The transcript has 2 exons. The coding region runs from base 1 to 1059 and encodes 352 amino acids.